Messenger RNA from Brachypodium distachyon (stiff brome), 2369 nucleotides. RefSeq names its product floral homeotic protein APETALA 2. Gene Ontology annotation, molecular function: DNA binding; DNA-binding transcription factor activity. Lineage: Eukaryota; Viridiplantae; Streptophyta; Magnoliopsida; Poales; Poaceae. The record is from RefSeq and is a predicted model, not a curated record. Gene Ontology annotation, biological process: regulation of DNA-templated transcription. The coding region runs from base 440 to 1876 and encodes 478 amino acids. The transcript has 9 exons.
GGCCUCCUUUUCUCUCCCUCUCUGCCCUGCCCCGCUCCACUACUUCUUCUCCUUCUUCCCCGGCUCCGGUCCUCUCCCCCCGCCGCUCGCCGGACCCCCCUAACCUCCCCGGCCAUAUACAAAUAUCCUUCCACCCCAGCACGAAAGCUGCCGCCUUUCGGCCGGAUUGUAUUCGCCGGCGACGAUUAUCGGUCGCCGAUGGUGGAGGAUUGGGAGGAGCACUGAGGGAGCUGGCUGCGGCGGCGAUCGUGGAGGUGGAUAAAUGUACCGGAAGAACGAGUCGGCACUCUCCUGCUUCUACCUCUACCUCCUCUGGUUCUUCUUCCUCAAAGACUAGAAGCACAGCACAUCGAUCGAUCCAGCCAGCAAGCUCGAGAUUGAGAUUGUUUUGAGUUUGGUACGUAUAUAUAAUAUAGGUGUCGUUGAUUGGGAGAGAUCGAUGGAGCUGGAUCUGAACGUGGAGGAGAAGCUCCCGAUGGCGGCGGCGGCGAGGAGCGAGUCCGGGACGUCGGAGUCGUCGGUGCUGAACGGGGAGACAUCCGCGGCGGCGGAGGAGGGGUCGAGCUCGACCCCCCCGCCGCCGAUGCGGGCCGCGCUCGAGUUCAGCAUCCUGCGGGCCGAGGGCGAGAACGACGUGGGCGACGAGGACGAAGAAGAAGAGGCCACGCCGUCGCCGCCAUGGCCGCCGCUGCAACAGCAGCUCGUCACGCGCGAGCUGUUCCCAUCCGCCAUGGCCGCCGGCAGCGGCCCGCCGCCGCAGCAGCAUUGGGCGGAGCUCGGCUUCUUCCGCCCGCCGCCGCCGCAGCCGGUCGACGUCAGGUUCCUGCAGCACGCCCACGCCCCGCCGCCGGGUCCUCCUCCUCCGCCGCCGCCGGCCGCGCAGCCGCCGCCGGCCAAGAAGAGCCGCCGCGGCCCGCGCUCCCGGAGCUCGCAGUACCGCGGCGUCACCUUCUACCGCCGCACCGGCCGCUGGGAAUCCCAUAUCUGGGAUUGCGGCAAGCAAGUGUACUUAGGUGGAUUCGACACUGCUCAUGCCGCUGCAAGGGCGUAUGAUCGAGCGGCGAUCAAGUUCCGCGGCGUCGAUGCCGACAUAAACUUCAACCUCAGCGACUACGAGGACGACAUGAAGCAGAUGAAGGGACUGUCAAAGGAGGAGUUCGUCCACGUGCUGCGGCGGCAGAGCACUGGCUUCUCGCGUGGCAGCUCCAAGUACAGAGGCGUCACCUUGCACAAGUGCGGCCGGUGGGAGGCGCGCAUGGGCCAGUUCCUCGGCAAGAAGGCUUACGACAAGGCGGCGAUCAAAUGCAAUGGUAGAGAAGCUGUGACCAACUUUGAGCCUAGCACAUAUGAGGGGGAGUUGUUGACUGAAGUCACUUCUGAAGGCGCAGAUGUCGACCUCAACUUGAGCAUAUCUCAACCUGCUUCCCAGAGUCCCAAAAGAGAUAAGAACAGCCAUGGCCUGCAACUCCACCAUGGAUCACUUCAAGGCUCUGAGGUGAAGAGAGCCAAGAUUGAUGCUCCCUCUGAGCUGGCCGCGCUCCCUCAUCGUCAGUACCCCCUUCUGGCAGAACAUCCACCAAUCUGGCCUGGCCAAUCAUACCCCAUAUUCUUAAAUAAUGAGGGUGCAGCCAGAGAACAACACAUCAGGAGGCCAGAGGUGGGCAUUGGGGGUGUUCCAAGUUGGGCAUGGAGGGUGAGCCACCCUCCUCCCACACUGCCAUUGCCCCUCUUCUCGUCAUCAUCGUCAUCGUCCGCUGCAGCAUCAUCAGGAUUCUCCAAAACUGCCACCACGACAGCUGCCCCCGCCGCCACACCGGCCUCAUUCCGGUUUGACCCGAUGGCUCCAUCAUCGUCUUCAAGCUACCACCACCGCUGAAAGUGAAGCAACACUGUAAAUUUUUUACCAGGAAGCCGGUGCCCUUUUUCACCCCUCCGGCGUUUCAGCGGUUUUCGGUCUUGCGCCGGGGCGGUUUCUUGUAGUGGAUUGGGUUCAUGGCUGUAUUUUCCAUUGCUUCCCAAGCGAAAUAUGUUCCUUCUCUCCAUGGCUUUCUGUGUCGUCAUCCAGUCCGGUAAUUCUCGCUGUCGGACACUUGCUAACCUCACCACCAUCUCACCAUCUGAGAUUACUUUAUAAAAAAUUUGAUAGAGAAAUUGCCAUACAAAUUCAACAGUACAGAUACCAUGAGAUAAGUGGAACCUUUACUUUGGGAAUUAUUCCACUUCCUUUUCUUGGCUGUCAGUUGGCUCUUCUCAUUGCUUCGGAGCCAACUACCACACUGGGUCGUACUGUUGUUUGUUCUUUCACUGUUGCAAGAAUAUAUAAUGCUUGUAGUUCAACUCACAUAUGCAAUCAUACAUGAUUUUAUCUC